Messenger RNA from Plasmodium cynomolgi strain B, 4032 nucleotides. RefSeq lists its product as hypothetical. The transcript is spliced from 2 exons. The record is from RefSeq and is a predicted model, not a curated record. Lineage: Eukaryota; Apicomplexa; Aconoidasida; Haemosporida; Plasmodiidae. The coding region runs from base 1 to 4032 and encodes 1343 amino acids.
AUGAAAGGCAAAGGAAAAUCGACAGACGCACCGAAAGGGGGAAGAACUACCAAAAGGGCCAAAGCGGAGAAACACAACGAAACCGCGAAAGGAAAAGCACAAGGCAAUAAAAAAAGAAAACAAGGAAAGUCACGGAACGGAAAGGAACCCUCCAGCGACAAAAGCGACAAAAGCGACAAAAGUGACGAAAGCGACGUUUACUUUUACAACGACCUACAGAGAUGGAAAAAUAAUGUGAAAGUACCAAUAUGGCUAAAGAAGCCAAAGGACAAAGAAUCUAUAAACGAAUUUUACAAAAAUGUGAUAAAAAAAUUGUUACGAGUAAAAAACAAAAUAAGAGCAUACCAGAUAGAAGAAGCAUACCUUAUAGAUUGUCUCCGAAAAUGUUUGAUGGACUUAAAUUUAAAUUCGAUCAGUUCCCUCGAUUAUGUGAAUUACGAAAUGGUUAGGAGACUAAGUGCAGGUGAUUGCAGCGCUUUUUUCAAAAAUGAUGAAAAGGACCAACAAAAGGGUAAAUGUUUUAAGCCCACAAAAGAGCAAGGUGACCAAAGGGAUAAUCAGAAAGACAUUGUACAUGAACCCAUCCUCAAGGAUGACAAGCAUGCAGAUCAGACUACUCACAUUCGUGUAGACUGCGCAACAGACAAAGUAAGCCCUCUACCUGCAGAACACAUAAACUGCUUGAUAGAAAGCUUGAAGAACGUCCUGUCGGUGGAGCAAAAAGAAAAGAAGAAAGACCUAAUGAGACACGUUUUUAACAAGGUAAUUAUUCCGGGGUCAUUUUUCGAAAAUAAUAAUUUCUGCCCCAUUUUUAUGAACCUGCUGAAGCUCGACAUAUACAAUGCUUGCUGCUUGAGCGGCAAAGAGAUAGGUCCCAAGUUGAUGAGUCUGAUUCAACUUUUGAAUAACUUUGAUGAGGGGGGGGCGAAGCAGGAAGGCGUUCCCAGCGCGGGGGCGAAGCAGGAAGGUGUUCCCAGCGCAGGGGAGAAGCAGAAAGGCGUUCCCAGCGCGAGCAGUGCUGGCAUCCAAAAGGGGGAUUCCCAACAGGGGGAUGCCCAACAGGGGGGUGCCCAACAGGGGGAUGAUCCCCAACGGGUUGGCAACCACCACAACGAACCGGAGGACAACUCCUACAGGGAAGAUCGCCUCUUUUUCCAAAGCCAAACGUCCCUAUUCAAGCUAUCGCAGUACUGUAUAGAAAAGGGCGUCGUGGAGAACCACCAGGUGGCUUCCUUUGACACCAUCUACAUUUACAGCGGGAAGGAACCCCAGAGUGGCCCCAAGCAAUCGCUUAGCGGCUCCAACCAAUCGCUUAGCGGCCCCAACCAAUCGCACAGCUGCUCCAACCAAUCGCACAGUAGCAGCAACCAAUCGCUAAGCGGCUCCAACAAAUCCCAAUGUGACAGCCACAAGUACAAACAUAAAAAGAAGAAAUUACUCCCCCAUGGAAAUUUAAAAUAUUCUCUCGACAUCACAAAAAAAGAAAACGAAUCUUUGCAUUUCAUUAAUGAGAAAAGAGCUAUCCUGGAAAAUGAUUCUACUCGGAGGAGCAUGACUCACCGUGGCGAUUCGUAUGAGGAGGAACUGAAACACACCCAUGUGGAAAGACAGUAUGCGAAAGAUGGUGCACCUGUUAAGGAAGGGAACGAGGAUGAAGCAGUUCUGUCCAACGAUAGUGUCACUUCUGUGAAGGCAAAGGAAAGUCCCUGUGGGAGAGAAGUGCUAGAAAUUUUAAGCCAUUCUGAUGAGAAGGAGGAACUGCAAGAUGGGGAAAUCGCUCCUGUAGAGAAAGAGGCCAUUUCUGUAGAGGGGAGUAUAAAUGAAACAGAGCAAUCGUUUGAGAGCGCGGUGAGUAGUGUGAAAGGGACAAGCAAAUUCGAUUACGGAGGGAGCCACCCAAAGUGUUACAUAGCAGAAGAAGGAUCUAAAGAAGACCCGCUCGAUUAUUUACAAAACGAUUGGUUUGAAUUCGACGAGGGAGGAAACGUAGCAGGACGGGGGGAAUUAGACGAAGAGUUCCUGCAUGGAGGUGAUACCAACGGGUGUGAGGCGCCACGCAGGGCAGCUCCACACAAGGAAGCUCCACGCAAGGAAGCUCCACACAAGGCAGCUCCACACAAGGAAGCUCCACACAAGGCGGCUCCACCCACAGGAACAGAACGGUGUAGGCUGUAUAAAGAGAACGAACCCAAAGGGGAUGACCAAAUCGAUGAAUUACCUCUACAGGUAGCUCAGUCAGGCAGCCACAACACUGAACGUAAUACAAAGCUACGUAAGAGGAAGCAGUCCCAGAGUGACCACAGCAGCUUAGACGAAACUCAGUCCGUCCAAUUCGACACCUUUGAGCUUUUUAUGGAUAAUGGAAAAAUUAAAAAAAAGAAAAAAAUGGACAACAUUAACGAAUUUGAGGAUGUCCCCAUCGAGGUGAGAAAUUCUUCUGGGAAGUGGCACGACAGUAGAUGCAGCGAUUUUACGGGGGCACACGUGAGGGUCCAAUUAGAGGGUAGCGAGAUGGGGUGCGGUAGAGACAUAGAUGGGGAGAGGUUUGCUAACAGGGAGAGCAGUCCCCUAGAUGGGGAUGGCCCCCUCAACAGGAACGAUCACGUAACAUCUUCCAUAGAAAAGAACCCGUCUAGUGCCCGUCCCUCGAGUGGACACUCCCAAGUGUGUCAAGGCAGCGACACGUCCGUUAUCGUAGAAAUGAUUCACUACGAUAGGAAAAAGGAUUCCGAUUCAGGUGGAAGGGGAGUUAAUCCGAAGGAGAAGUUUUUCCCCCCCAGCACAACAAGGCCCAAGUGCAGUGCAGCUGUUUUGUCGGAUGAGUGCAGUGCAGCCGUUUUGUCUGAUGAGAGCAGUGCAGCUAUUUUAUCUGAUAAGCCCAGUGCAGCCGUUUUGUCUGAUUUUUCUGGAGAGAAAGAAGGACAUCCUGACGAAGAGGAAAAGGAGAAGAACCUCAGAUCGGUCAUAGACCGCUUUUGUGAUGAUGCCAAUGUAAGUUGCGUUAUCGAUAUGCAUGACUUUUUGAAAGGAGAUGAUGUGGAAUGUCUCCCCCCCAAGGUGACUUCCCAUUCGGAGGUCAUCGUUUUGGAGGACGACGGUGAGGAGGGGAAUGAAGAUAAUGGCGGGGGGAGAAGCGCCAGGGGCAGUCACGAUAGGGGUAUCCACGACAGGGGUAGCCACAACAGGGGUAUCCACGACAGGGGUAGCCACAACAGGGGUAUCCACAACAGGGACAGCCACAACAGGGACAGCCACAACAGUGCGGGCAACUGCGAAGGCACCCCACAGACGGAGAAAUGCACACCCUGGGGGAAUCCCCCGCGAAGGGAUGAAUCAGACGCGAGCAUCUCGGAAGAGCCAUCCAAGACAAGGGAAACACGAAGUAGGAAUGAAAUUUCCAUCCUCAACGUGGACAUUAACAAAAUGAAUAAUGUAGUUCUGGAGGGACUUAUGGAAUUUUUUGGACUGAAAAGCAAGAGACUAUCGAGAAAAAUCCAAAUCACGGAAUUGACUAAAAUACAGAGCUACCUAAAUGAACAGUAUGAAGAGAUGGCGAGAGAAUACCACCCCCCGAUUGUCAUGCAAAAGGAUCAUCCCAAGUUGAGGAAAGGUAAAGCUAUUGAAAGGGAUUAUCAAACGGAGAGUGACACUUAUCAUGACAAGGGAGAGGGGGAGAAGGGGAGAAUGUGGACUAACGGGUGCAGUGCUGGUAAUUCCACUCAGAAGAAUUCCCACCAGGGGAGUCCCGCCCCCCUGAAUGAUGAGCAAGCCAAAUCGCAAGAGGAUUACCUAAACCGUAUGAAAAAAAAAAUAAAGCAGAUGGAAUUAAAAUCGCUGUUUGAAAGAAUUGAUGAGGCCAUUGGUGUCAAUGAGGUCCUUCACGAUCACAUCAAAAGGGACAAACAAAUCGAGUACUCCCUGUUGAAAAGGUAUCUAGUGGACUGCAAGCUCAGCGUCAACCGAGAAAUUGUAAUGUCCUACUGUAAGGACAAGGGCAUCCAAGUUGUGCUGAAGAAGAAGGCAAAGGUGUGA